Messenger RNA from Nomia melanderi (Alkali bee), 5209 nucleotides. It is a transcript of the gene Hil, whose product is annotated as peptidase hillarin. NCBI's taxonomy places the organism in Eukaryota, Metazoa, Arthropoda, Insecta, Hymenoptera, Halictidae. The record is from RefSeq and is a predicted model, not a curated record.
AUGGCCGUCCCUCUCACCUCAGACCUUCCCGGAACGUCGACGGAAGCAGGUGGCGAUAUUCAGGUUCGAGCAGCUCGCGUGGCCGCCUCGGUUGGUGGCGGAGACCCAAUUCCAGCGGCGGACGUGCACGGGAAAACGGUGGCAACCGGGAAACGGCGGUUCGGUGCGCGAACGUCGGGCGAUCGGCCGGUGGCCGUUUUGGUGUCGUUUCGCGGAACACGCUCGCGCGCUCGGGCAGGCUCGGCCGUCGGUUACCUGGCCGAGAACUGGCCGCGGGAGAAGUCAGACACGUCGGUGGAUACCUGGCAGGUGGAUCCGUUCCUAGAAUUCGCCGCGGUUCCUCCCCCGGCCCCGUGUCCCGCGCGUCCGCGCGCCGCGCGUAUCGGUACCCGCGGCGAUCCUCUCGGCCCCUUGGUGAUUUCAAUGCUCGGUGCGGCCGUGUCCGGGAGGGAGACAGCGCGAGGAAGACGGAGGGAGAUAGGCAGAGCCUGUCCGUGACACCGUGCGCGAUUUUACGAAGUGUCGUGGUAUCCCGUGGCCGUAGCGACCGGUAGAAAGUAAAUCGGACCGUGGGACAGGCGAUCCCGAAAACACGCAGAGAUCGCCGGAGAGAUGCCCGGAGCCGGCCGUCCAGGCUUCCCGUGGACCACGCCGGACGCAGGAUUAUGAGGACGUCGCAGCUGGUGGCUACCAGAGCGAGGUGCAACGCCGACUGAGGACACAGACAUCGAGCAGACCGAGAGGAAGCGAGAGAGAGAGAGAGAGAGAGAGAGAGGUGUAACAGGAGGAUCGUCCCGUGAACCAUGUACCGGCCGAACUUCUACGAGAGCACGUGUCUGAGGUGCGCCCAGACCGUCUACCAGGUGGACAGGGUGGGCCCGCUGAAGGACUUCACGUUCUUCCACGCGGGCUGCUUCAAGUGCGCGAUCUGCGGCACGAAGCUGACCCUGAAGACCUACUACAACAACCAGCACACGAUCAACGACAAGGAGGUCUACUGCAGCAGCCAUGUGCCCAAACCGGGCCCGGGCACCUUGGACGGGUCCAGCGUGGGCAUACGGAGCGCCCUCAACGUGCCCAGGAGCGGUUACGUCAACGAGCAGAUCAGAGCCGGCGGUGCGUCACCGCGUGGAGUCUAUCCACCUUGUUACGAUAAUGUAGACUCGCCUAAUUAUGCCAGGCACCUAAACGGACACGGUUCACCGCCGGCUACGAAUUCGUCCCAGCGUGAUUUCCAUGGGAAUGCCGGCGGAGGAGCGUCCUGGCCUUACAACCACCAUUACGCCGGGGACGGCAGCUACCAGUACGGCAGAUUCGACGCGAGCGCGCUUCACAUCGCCCAUGCCCUUAAGCAGACGGAACUUCAGAAGGGCUACAGCAAGGCACGCGAGAAGCCCAUCGAUUAUUAUCUGGACCGAGACGAACAAACGCGCCUCGAGAUGAAGCACCGCAAAGAGGAGGACGACCUCUACAGGAAAUUCGCGCACCAUCGCGAGGAGGAGGACAGGAGGAUCCGCGAGGAGUUCCGAGACGAAUGGGAGAAAGAGCUGGAGCAGCUGUCGGCCAGAUGGGAACGCGAAAAAGGCGGAAGAGUUCGAACCCAGCAAUUCCAGCAGGAGAAGGAGGACCUGGAGAAGAACAUGACUCUGCGCAGGGACAAGAAGAAGGAGAGUCUCACGCGCAAAAUAAUGGAACACGAACGGGCGGCGACCGCCGCGCUGGUGGAGAAACAGAGCUCCGAGAUGCUGGAGCUGAUCAAUGAGGCGAGGAGCGAGUAUAUGCGCCAGGAGAGCCUGUAUCUCGACGAGGGGGACGGUUAUGCCCAGGAAGCGCCGCCUAUGCCUUAUCCGUCGCGCGCGCCGCCCCCGCAGCCCCCGGCCCUGGCCAAGUAUCACAUCUACAAUGAUCCUCUGGAGUUUGCUGACAUGGAUCAGAUAGCUAUUUCGGUGGCCCAGGAGGAUCAGAAAACGUUCACGGACCUGGUGCGGCAGUUGGUGAGCAGAUGCGGGUCGGACAUAGAAAAGGCGAGGACGAUAUUCCGAUGGAUCACCGUGAAGAAUCUGAACACCAUGCAGUUCGACGAGAAUCUGCGCGGCGACACGCCUAUGGGGUUGCUGAGGGGCAUCAAACACGGGACCGAGAGUUAUCACGUUCUGUUCAAGCGACUGUGCAGUUACGCGGGGCUGCAUUGCGUAGUCAUAAAGGGUUACAGCAAGUCUGCCGGCUACCAGCCGGGAGUGUGUUUCGAGGACAAUAGAUUCAGGAACAGCUGGAACGCGGUCUACGUGGCUGGCGCGUGGCGGUUCGUGCAGUGCAAUUGGGGGGCGAGACAUCUCGUCAAUGCCAAAGAAGUUCCUCGACCUGGCCAACCGAAAGCCAAGAACGACAGUCUCAGAUACGAGUACGAUGACCACUACUUCUUGACGGACCCGAGGGAGUUCAUCUACGAGUUCUUUCCACUCCAAGAGGAGUGGCAGUUGCUCAAACAGCCGAUUUCACUGAAAGACUUCGAGGAGCUGCCUUUCGUCCGCUCGUUGUUCUUCAGGUACGGCCUCUACUUUCCGGAUACGAACACGAACGCCGUUAUGUACACGGAUUCUACGGGCGCCGCGACGGUCAGGAUAGCGAUGCCAGCCCACAUGCAGUCGUCCCUGAUUUUCCACUACAACCUGAAGUUCUACGACAACGACGGCGACGGUUACGACGGCGUGUCGCUGAAACGCUUCGUCAUGCAGUCCGUCGUUGGCAACAUAGUCGCGUUCCGCGUGCACGCGCCGUGUUCGGGCGCGUUCCUGUUGGACAUCUUCGCGAACGCGGUGACGCCCAAGGAAUAUCUGACCGGCGAGCCCAUGAAGUUCAAGAGCGUCUGUAAAUUUAAAAUCGCCUGCGAGGAGCUGCAGACAGUGAUGGUACCACUGCCAGACUGCGCCAGCGGCGAAUGGGGUCCGACAAAGGCUACCAGACUAUUUGGACUUAUACCAAUUACUGACCAGGAGGCUCUAGUGUUCGCCGGCCGCGAGCUAGAGAUCCAGUUCCGCAUGUCCAGGCCGCUGACCGACUUCAUGGCGACGCUGCACAAGAACGGCAUCGAGGAGAAACGGCUGUCGAAGUACGUGACGCACUCGAUCGCCGACGACGACGUGGUGACGUUCUCGAUCAGCUUCCCGGAGGAGGGCCAAUACGGGCUGGACAUUUACACCAGGGAGUCGACGGGCCCGACGAACGUGCCGCACGACGUCACCGGCGAGAAACACUUGCUCACGCACUGCUGCAAGUAUCUGAUAAAUUCCAGCAAACGGAACUAGGCGCGGCGCGCGUCGUUCUAUUUACACACGGAACCAUUUCGCUGGUACGAUUUGUCCGGUGGACGAGCUUCGCGGGGAAUCACAAGGUGCUGCAUCCUCCUUCGACCACGCGAACGGUGCGCGUCCUUCGGUUGGCCCGCCGAGGGAUCCACGAACGACGCGAAAGAACUAAUCUACCGAAAGAUUAACCUCCACUUGCCAGUAAAUUACCUGUUAACUAAGGAUCGCGCGGGGUGCUCCGCUGUAGCCGAGAAAGUAGGUCGAAGGUAUCGACGUUUCACCGGAAUUCCCGAGCGUGGGGUCGCUGCGAUUUUAUUUAACCAUCCGUCCGCGCCGCACGCCUUUUCGCCGACUGUUUCGCAACGAUACCGUUGGAGAAGAUUUCCGUCGGAAAAGCUUGGAGCCCGCGAUAGUCCGAUUUCACGGGGAGCACAAUGGGUAAGGUAACGUUGUAAAUAUUCAGAGGAUCAAACGCUCGGAGAACACGCGGCGGCGACCCGACGAUUCCGUGCCGGCGCGCUACCUCCGCGUUUCUACGUAGAUUUAGCAACAAUAAGCUUCUAAUUGUUCGAGGAUAAUUAUCGGGGAGAAGUAUCUCUAAGUGGACGGGCGUGUUGCGUCGCGGGAAGGCGUAAUGAGGUGCGCGACCGCGGCCGAAACCUACUUGCGUAAGCUGUAUUUAAUAGGAGAGCCUUUUAUUUAACUCGCUGAUGAUUAUUUUUUCCAUGCCCAUUGUCGUCCGUGCUUUUUCCGCGAGAAAGAAAGUUCGCAAUUAUAGUUAACUAGCCGUGGAGAUCGCGCGGUGCUCCCUGACCGGAUUAAUCAAACUUUCCCGGCCCGGUUCCCGGUCCGAAGCAAUUAAUCCCAAUUACGCCGUUCGGCCGUUUCCAUUGAAUCCCGGUGAAUUGCGCGUUCCGCCGUUCGUUCCGCGUUUUCGAGUGGUGCCGCCGCGAUUUUCCGUCGGGGCCGCGUGCUCGAAUCGCGCGGGGUGCUUCUGUGUACACGCGAAUCACACGCGCGGCCGUCUCGAUUUUCGUCGUGCGGCGUUCUCGCGAGCGAAAGCCACGUAACGUGAUUUCGUUCUUCGAGCUCGCUUACUUUCUUCCGUUAAGUCGUCCCACGCUCUUUUUGUAUUUUUCUAACGGUUAAGCGUUCCGCUCUGCUCUCCCCGCCCUCGCCCCCCUUUCUCCACGUUUUUCCGCGAGGAACGACCGUCACCGCGAAAUUCUGGUCGACUACGAGACGCGACGAGACGGCGGUGGUCCUCGCUCGCCGCCGGAUUUCACGAAGAACACGCAGCGACUGGAGGGAUUAUUUAUAUUCAUUUAUGGUCUAGAGAGCUUUUGGAAUCGCGAAAGUUUUGCGGUUACGGUGGUUUUCGAUGUUCAGGUGCUAUAUGUUAUUCUGUCGCGAUUAGUUGCACGAGUCUAGGUACGUUCCGACGCGAGAAGCGUAGGUGUGCUGAAUUCUUUGGACACGACGAGCGGAUUUAUUCCGCGGGGAAUCACGUGUUGCAGAAGGAAAUUGCGAGAAUUGUUUGUCGUGUGCGGAUUUUGAAUUAUUUAUGUUUCUUUUACGGAGCGAACUCGUUCGGCAGUCCUACGCUUUCUACGGUAUAACGCUCAGACCGAACAACAAUUGUUUUCUAAGUAUAUAGAUAUAUAUAUAUAUAUGUUUGUUAAUUAUUGUAAUAUUAAUAAUUCUCUUCCCUUUGUUGUUACUCGAAAAAUGAUUACCACGCUUGCGAGAGGAGCUUCUGUCGAUCCGCAUUCCCGUUACCGUGGGAUAAAGUAUAACUCGAGCUUAUUACCCUUUCUCAUUGUUUCUCUUUCUCUAACGAGCAUGUAAAUGAAUUUUUAUACCCACUACAAACACGUAAUAAGGACUCGUGUUCUUGUAAAGAA